AGCUACGUAAAGGUAAAUGCUUUCUUGAAAAAGCAAUCGGUAGGGCACAUUCCAAAAACAUCGAAAACCUUUACAUCAACUGAAGUGAAUACGUUUUUAAGAGAUGCCCCAGAUGACAUCUAUUUGAUGUUAAAGGUUGUUCUAAUAAUUGGAAUCAGCGGAGCUUGUAGAACGGAUGAACUGACCAAUUUGUGCACAAAUAACAUCCAAGACAAGGAUGACGUUCUCAUUGUGCACAUUCAUAACACCAAAAACUAUAAAGAGAGAACCUUUAUAGUUUGCAACUCCAAUAAAACGAACGCAACAGACGUGGUAGCAAUCUGUAAAAAAUAUUUUAGUUUACGACCGACAAAUUUGAAUACAAACCGACUGUUUAUUAAAUAUAAUGCUGGGAAAUGUGUUGGGCAAAACGUUGGUCAUCACACAAUUGGUUCCAUUCCUUCGAAGAUUGCUUCUUUUUUAAAUUUGCCUGAUGUAAAGGAAUACACAGGUCACUGCUUCCGGCGGACAUCGACUACACUCCUUGUGGACUCAGGUGCGGAUAUACUGACCUUAAAAAGACAUGGUGGAUGGAAAAGCAGUUGUGUGGCGGAGGGAUACCUUGAGGAUUCCAUCCAAACCAAAAUUUCAGUUGCGAAAAAGAUCUUAAGUACAACUGAAAAUUAUGAAGAACCCAACAGUAAUCCUCGAGCAGGGGCUACACUUACAACAAAUGAGCAAGAAGUGACAAGUCGAUGCUCCUCUCUAGGUGCUUCUACUUCCACUUCAACCUUUUCUGAACAAAUACAAAUGUCAGAUUUAUCUAAACAAGGCAUCUCAUUUUCUAAUUGUACACUCAAUAAUCCGGUGUUUAACAUUACAAUUUCAAACAAGUAACACCAAACGUGUAUAUAAAAU
Molecule: messenger RNA, 897 nt
Organism: Photinus pyralis (common eastern firefly)
Lineage: Eukaryota; Metazoa; Arthropoda; Insecta; Coleoptera; Lampyridae
Exons: 2
Coding region: 127-876 (249 amino acids)
Biological process (GO): DNA integration; DNA recombination
Molecular function (GO): DNA binding
Source: RefSeq, a predicted model, not a curated record